AUGCGUCGAGUGUGCGAGCGCCUUCUCGUCUCGGAUCUUCGGAUGGCCUGCCGGAAUUCGGCCACCUCUUCGGCUGCCAUCUCGAAUCAUGACGCCACAGAAUGCCCCAUCACUUCCGGAGGGCCUGUAAAAUGCCCAGAAGAAGCAGCGGCUCCUCCUCCGCAAGCUUCUCGUCCAUUUUCCGCGAUCCCCGGGCCAGGGCAACUCUCCAUGGUCGGGCUCCGCGAUUUACGGUCGAGCAUGAGGCGUUUUGACGAAACGAGCAUUCGCGGGUAUUUCGGGGCGCUGGUCGACCUGCACGCCAUGUAUGGAGAUGUCGUUCGUGUGGAGCAAGGAUGGGGCCGCGGCGCCGUUGUGCAUAUAUUUGAUCCGGAAGACGCCAAGAAAGUGCUAAUGGCCGACGGUCGACAACCCCACAUCGUCCCACUGCAAGAAACGACGCAAAAAUACCGUGAAAUGAAGGGCAUGAACCCGGGCCUUGGGAAUUUAAACGGCGAAGAAUGGUAUCGACUACGCAGCGCUGUGCAGCAAGCCAUGAUGAGGCCACAAGCUGUUUUACAAUAUUUACCUUUUGUAAACCAGGUUGCCGACGAUUUGAUCAAGCAUAUCAAUGGGAGUUUGGACAAAAAGGGAGAAGCGGAUAUGAGGCUCAUUUCUGGAAGAUGGGCCCUAGAAGCGGCGGGGCUGACCGUCUUCGAGAAACGCCUCGGCGCAUUCGAUGACAACAUGAAAUGGGCCGACAAGCUCGUCGCUAUUAAUCGGGAAAUCUUCCAACUGUCGGCGAAGCUCAAAUUCUCGGCCCCGUUCUACAAGCUCGUCAGUACGCCGAAAUGGCGCAAAAUGGUCGAGCUCGAGGACUCGUUUUAUGCAGAAGCCAUGACCCUCAUCGAGGAGGCCAUCAAAAAGCUGAAAGAGAAAGCGGCAGCCGGAUCCAGUGAGAAUCUGCGAUUCGCCAGCCAUCUCGUCAACAAGGACGAGCUUUCGGAUAGCGAUGUCGCGGUGAGUUUUAAUUUU
Mesorhabditis spiculigera is the source of this 1014-nucleotide messenger RNA. NCBI's taxonomy places the organism in Eukaryota, Metazoa, Nematoda, Chromadorea, Rhabditida, Rhabditidae. The record is from the annotation of a GenBank genome assembly.